AUGCAGUCGGGACGGGAGGACACUUUGGAGGCGCAAUACGCUAUAAAAUUUUGCGUUAAACUUGGAAAGAACGCAACGCAGACUUACGAACUGCUUCAGACUGCUUAUGGAUUAACUUGCAUGGGCAGAGCAUCCGUGUUUCGUUGGCACAAAAAGUUUCAAGGCGGAAGAGAGUCUGUGAGAGACGAUGAGAGGUGUGGGAGGGGGAGGGAAGUCAGAACACCGGAGUUGGUGAAGAAAAUUCGUACUUUUGUGGAUGAGGACCGUCGAGUGUCAAUAGAGACAAUAAGUGAACAGUUUGAAAUUAGCACGAAGUUUGUCCCAAGGGUGCUCAGUGACGAACAGAAGGAAAGACGUGACAGCAGGGAGAUGGUCGAGCUUAUCAAUUCAGACCCAAGAGUACUCAUGGCUCUGGUGACCUGUGAUGAAAGCUGGAUCUACUGCUAUGGCCCGGAAACCAAGAGACAGUUUCCAGUGCAAGCAUCCGGGCUCCCCCAGACCCAAGAAGGCCAGACAGAAUAA
This is a messenger RNA of Penaeus monodon (black tiger shrimp), 522 nucleotides long. RefSeq names its product protein GVQW3-like. The coding region runs from base 1 to 522 and encodes 173 amino acids. The transcript is spliced from 2 exons. Lineage: Eukaryota; Metazoa; Arthropoda; Malacostraca; Decapoda; Penaeidae. The record is from RefSeq and is a predicted model, not a curated record.